This is a messenger RNA of Anopheles bellator, 2754 nucleotides long. RefSeq names its product probable peroxisomal acyl-coenzyme A oxidase 1. Gene Ontology annotation, biological process: fatty acid beta-oxidation using acyl-CoA oxidase; lipid homeostasis. Gene Ontology annotation, molecular function: fatty acid binding; FAD binding; acyl-CoA oxidase activity. The coding region runs from base 501 to 2519 and encodes 672 amino acids. The record is from RefSeq and is a predicted model, not a curated record. The transcript has 8 exons. Gene Ontology annotation, cellular component: peroxisome. Lineage: Eukaryota; Metazoa; Arthropoda; Insecta; Diptera; Culicidae.
UGUUGGGGAGCAGUUGAAUCGGUUGCGUCAACGCGAAGACGUAGUCGCUGGUGCUGCUGGAGAUAAGUAAAAAUCGGGGAACGUUCGCUUAUCGGCCCUAUCGACGCACUGGACACACAGAUAGUCGUUCACCGUCGUGUACUGUACAUUUUUUGAGGACAAACUUUAAAGUUCCUUCCCCGCCGAGUGCGACGCCGUGAGAAAAACAGGACCCGUAUUGCAAAUCUCAUGCCCCCCAAGGCAGGGCGGAUGUGGUAAACUUCGCGUAGCUCGAGAGAGAGCGUAAUUAUAACGCUCCAAAGGUUAGCCCCGCGACGCUAUCUCGCCUCGCUAUCGGUCGCGUUAAUCAACCAGUUUCGGACCGCGGGUACCUGAUUGAUACGAUUGGACGGAGGUUCCGUGGCCCAGUGCCUCCGAAAUAGGCCACAGUUCGCAGCUAGUGCCCUCCCGAGUCGGUCCUAAACAUUCAUUAGGAGGUCCAAAGACCAGCUUCUUCAGCAAUGCCGUCCAGCAGUGAAACCGUGAACAAAGACCUGCAGGCCGAGCGGGACAAGUGCACCUUCAACAACGAGGAGUUCACCCUCUGGUGGGUGGGGGGUGAAACGAAGCUGAAGGAGAAACGGUUCCGCGAGGACUUCUUUCUAAAUGACCCGGAGCUGCAGGAGAAGGUGCCGCUGCACUUCCUUUCCCACAAGGAGCUGUACGAGGAAUCGGUCCGUAAGGCAACGGUAGCCUUCAAGAAGGUGCGAAGGCUACAAGAGAUGGGCCAGGAUGGUGUCGACAACUAUUCUGCGCUGCUCGGUGGAUUGCUCGGGACGGGAAUUUUGAAGCAAGGUAACCCACUUACCGUGCACUACGUCAUGUUUCUACCUGCCAUUCUCGGUCACGGAACGCCCGAACAGCAGGCGGAAUGGUUCGGCCGUGCCUGGAACUGUGAGGUGAUCGGCACGUACGCCCAAACCGAGCUUGGCCACGGAACGUUCCUGCGAGGCUUGGAAACGACGGCCACGUACGACGAGCAGACGAAGGAGUUUGUGCUCCACUCGCCGACACUGACGGCCUACAAAUGGUGGCCGGGAGGAUUGGCCCACACGGCAAACUACUGUGUGGUGAUGGCGCAACUCUUUUCGAAGGGCAACUGUCACGGAAUUCAGCCCUUUAUUGUGCAGCUGCGCGAUGAGGAUACGCACAUGCCACUGAAGGGCAUCACGAUCGGCGAGAUCGGAAAUAAGCUCGGCAUGAACGGUGUCAAUAACGGUUUCCUGGGAUUCGAUCAAGUUCGCAUUCCACGCAAGAACAUGCUGAUGAAAAACGCCAAGCUGAUGGAGGACGGCACGUUCGUGAAGCCACCGUCCCAGGCCCUCACCUACGGAACGAUGAUGUUCGUGCGGGUUGUUAUCUGUCGCGAUAUGGCGGCCUAUCUUUCGAAGGCGGUAACCAUUGCCGUCCGCUAUUCGGCCGUUCGUCGUCAAAGCCACAUUAACCCAGACCAGCCGGAAGUGCAAGUGAUCGACCACCUGACACAGCAGUACAAACUGUUCCCGGCCAUUGCCAAAGCGAUCGUCUUCAAGCUAACGUCGGACAACCUGUGGGAGAUGUACAAUGCGGUCACAUCCGAGCUGGACAAGGGUGAUCUAGAGCGCCUGCCGGAGCUCCACGCGAUCGCUUGCUGCCUCAAAGCGAUCACCACGGCGGACGCUGCUGCCGGUGUGGAAGUGUGCCGUUUGGCGUGCGGUGGACACGGCUACAUGACCUGCUCAAACUUCUACGGCACCUACGGAAUGGUGACCGCCGCCUGUACGUACGAGGGCGAAAACACGGUUCUGUUGCUGCAAACGGCAAGAUAUUUGCUGAAGGCGUGGCAGCAGGCCCAACGCAAACAGGAACUGGUUCCGACCGUGCAGUAUUUGGGACGGUUUUUGGCCAACAACAAUCGCCGCGUCGACUGGGACGACUCCAUCGGGGGUAUCAUUCGCGCGCUCCAAACGGUUGCCGCCGGCAAACUGCGCCUGGCCGCGGAGCACAUUGAGAAGCGCCAGAAAGGGGGUGCCACACUGGAAGAGGCAACCAACCAGACGUCGAUUGAGCUGGCACGAACGGCGGACGCGCAUUGCCGGGCGUUCCUGGUGCAGUCUGGCUACGAGAUGAUCGAGAAGGGUUGCGAAACGGUUUCGCCGGAAGUGGGCCAAGUUUUGCGCACCAUCUACCAUCUGUACGCGUACGAUGAAGCGCUGAAGGCACUUGGCGAUUUGUUGCGCUUUACGACGAUUUCGGAAAGUGACAUCAAUCGGCUGCAGGCGAAGCUGGAGGCUAGCCUGGCGGAGUUGCGCCCGAAUGCGGUCGGUAUUGUGGAUUCGUUCGACAUUCCGGACGACGUGCUGGGAUCGCCACUUGGAGCGCACGAUGGCAACGUGUACGAGCGGCUGUACGAGGAGGCCAAGAAGAGCCCCCUGAAUCAGGAACCAGUAAACCAGUCAUUCCACAUGUACUUGAAACCGUUCAUGAAGUCCAGCCUCUAAAACCGACGACAAGGACUAACAAGCUUGAGGCCUUUCUUAGCGUGCGGGAUAACGGCGAGACAGUAACGGGCCGUUGACGAAGAAACGAUUCUACAAUUCCUGGUGAUAGUUGAAUUUUCUUUACGUUUAUACAAUAAGAGAUGUUUUAUACACAAAUAUCGUAUAUACCUCCAUUUUACUAAAAAAAAGAUGUUAAACGUCCAAUAACAAAAUUGCAUCACAAUCUAUGGCACGA